Daucus carota subsp. sativus is the source of this 2047-nucleotide messenger RNA. Its product is annotated as probable glycosyltransferase At5g03795. NCBI's taxonomy places the organism in Eukaryota, Viridiplantae, Streptophyta, Magnoliopsida, Apiales, Apiaceae. The transcript is spliced from 6 exons. The record is from RefSeq and is a predicted model, not a curated record. Bases 218 to 1867 code for a protein of 549 amino acids. Gene Ontology annotation, molecular function: glycosyltransferase activity.
GUCACCAAGUAAUGAAUCAUCGACUUAAAUAACACAAGGAUUCUUCUUCGGACACUACUAAAAACACUCUCUCUGUUUCUUCCUCCUUCCCAUUUUUACAAUAAUCCAACUCUCUUUCAACAGAAGUUUCGAGAUAAAUAAAUAUCGAGAAGUGUAUUCAACUGGGAUUUUAAUAAGACUUUGAUAAGACGGAGGUUUUUUUGUUUUACAGAGAGAUAUGUGGGAUUUCCAUAGAAGACGCUUGACUACAAUUCUGAUUCUGCUGCCAUUGGUUUUGAUUUCAGUGAUUGCUUGUAAAUUUUCGUUUUCUUCUCCGUUGGCUUCGGGGAAGAAAUCUUCAGUUUCGAGUUUCUUUGAUUCUGGCAAAUAUCAGAGUGAAAAGCCCUUGAAUUUAGUUGAAGGAGUUGAUGAUUUUCAUGCCCAAAAUCCAGCUUCCUCUCCUAAUUCUCCUUUGGAUUCUGCGUACAUCUCACCCUCUCCCGAGCCCGUGAGUGAAAUAUUAUACUGGGAUGACCAGCCUCAAGAAGAAAAAAUUUUGCAAGGAAACAACAGUUUUGUGUACAUCUCACCAUCUCCAGAGCCUGCAAGUGAUAUCUACCGGGAUGAUCAGAAUGGAAAGGAAGUUAUUCUCCAAUCAAACAGUAGUUCUAUCCCUGUGAAUGGAAGUAUUGAUUCUAAUCAUGAAACACAAACUAUAAGGAUAUAUAGUAGGCUAGAAAAGAUCGAGGCCCGAUUGGUGAAAGUUCGACAAGCCAUAAAAGAAGCUGUUCCCAAUCGAAAUAUGACCUCUUUACAUGAAGAUCCAGAUUAUGUGCCCCGUGGUCCUAUGUACAGGAACGCCAAUGCUUUUCAUAGGAGCUAUCUGGAAAUGGAGAAAUUAUUUAAGAUAUAUGUUUAUAAGGAAGGUGACCGACCUCUGUUCCACAACGGGAUCUGCAAAAGUAUAUACUCUACAGAGGGAAGAUUGAUUAGUGAACUUGAAAAAGGCACUUUGUACAAAACAGAGGAUCCAGACGAAGCACUUGUAUAUUUUUUGCCAUUUAGUGUGGUUAUGCUGGUUGAAUACCUCCAUAUACCUGGAGCAAGGGAAAUACAUGCCAUUGGAAACACCGUCGCUGAUUACAUUAAAGUAAUAUCUCAGAAGCAUCGUUUCUGGAACCGAAGCCAGGGUGCAGAUCAUUUCAUGGCUUCUUGUCAUGAUUGGGCGCCUCGUACAACUUCUUACGUGCCCAACUUAUUCAACAAUGCCAUACGGGUUCUAUGUAAUGCUAAUACCUCAGAAGGAUUUAAUCCGUCAAAAGAUGUAUCGUUGCCAGAGAUCAAUCUGUUGACAGGUGAAAUCACAGGCCUUGUUGGCGGUCCCUCUCCUUCAAAACGUCCAAUUCUUGCUUUCUUUGCUGGUCGUCUACAUGGACACAUAAGGUACCUUCUCUUAGAGCAAUGGAAAGAAAAGGACAGCGACGUCCAAGUUUAUGAAAGUCUCCCAAAAGGAGUAUCAUAUCAAACAAUGCUUAGAAGAAGUAGAUUUUGCUUGUGUCCAAGUGGAUAUGAGGUUGCUAGUCCGCGAGUAGUUGAGGCCAUAUAUUCGGAAUGCAUUCCAGUUCUGAUAUCUGAUGGGUACAUUCCACCUUUAAGCGAUGUUCUAAAUUGGAAGACAUUCUCUGUUCAAGUGGAUGUCAAGGACAUUGCUAAUAUCAAAACAAUAUUGAUGAGCAUAUCUCAACGUCAGUACCUGAGAAUGCAUCGGAGAAUAAAGCAAGUUCAAAGGCAUUUUGUGAUGAAUCCAAGUCCAAAGAGAUUCGAUUUUUUUCAUAUGAUGAUUCAUUCGAUUUGGCUACGGAGGUUGAAUGUUCGGAUUGAGGACUGAUCACAGUUUCGGUAUGUAUUUAAUAUAGGCUUGACCUCAUUCUUUUUUAUCAAAAAUAGUCCAGAUUAAAACAUAUUAGUUGUCAGGUUUUGGCUUAAUCUCAAUCUUUGUAAAUCAUAUUGGAUUCUUUAAUGAUUAAAACUUUAUAGUACAAUCUAUAACAGUAGGGUUUAUGUCAAA